CUCCGCCGUCGGUGCACUCUCAGUCGAAGUAAGGUGACUUCACGGCGAGGAACUAUCCUAGUAGAUCGCGAAAAAGCAGGGAGCUAAAUAGCUCACAAAAACUAAAUGGCUUGCGGAAAUUUACCGCCGCGGAAUAUCCGAGUGGAAUCCAAGGCUGAAUGGCUCUAGUACGCAGAGUAUCUGUACAGCAGAAAAGAUGGAGAGAAUGAUGGAAAACAAAAUGGAAAAAAAUUGGCUCAAAGUUCGAGCCUGGGAUAGUGCUGAAUAAGUCUACGUUAUACAAGGAGCUGUGCCAAGAACCAGACGCCAAUCACUGGAGAAACGCUUAUCCUGUCGCACCCAACCGCAUGGUCGCCUACACAGUAGAGCUCCUUUCCAGUGGCAAAAGGACUGAAAGCGAAGAAAGUUCAAGGUGCGUACCAAACGUUAUCCCCAUCAUUGCACCAUGGACCGCGAUCUUGGCGUUUCCAGGCAUGUUCAGGACAGUGCAACAGAAAUAUGAAGGAUAGAUGGAAGAUCCUAGUGCUAAAACCAGGGAAGCCACCACGGGAUCCAUCAUGUAUCAGCCGAUAUGCCUGUUGGAUACUCUUGGGAAACUUCUGGAAAGUGUCAUCCUCAAUAGGCUGGCAAGCUACGCUGAAUGUGAGAAUGGGUUUUCGGAGAGGCAGUUCGAAAGGAAUUUCGACGGUGGAUGCAACCUGCACAGUCAUUUCGAGCGCGGAGGAAGCAUUGAAGCAAAAGAGAAGACGUAAUCGCGAAGAAUGCGUUAAAUAGCACCAACUGGGUGGCUAUCACCUUACCGCUGCACAUAAUGCGGGUUUCGGACUACCGGUCAAAGUUUAUGAAUAGUUACUUCUAGAACCGAGUUCUAAUCAAUGAGACGAACAUGGGGCAGAGGUCGAUUGGGUUCACAGCGGGAGCACCCCAGGGCUCUGUACUCAGUUCAAUUCUGUUUAAUAUGAAGUACAACGGAGUUUUACCACUGGAACUGUCUAGAGAAAUUAAAAAGUGUCGACAUAGGUGCAUAGGAAGCAUGUAGAGGUGAACUGACGCAGUUUUUGUCCAGAUAUGGCUGCUUCCGGAAGUACCUGCUUCGGUUUAGACAUGCUUCAUCACUCCUUUGCCCGUAGUGUGUGAAUGUGCAAGGGACACCGGAAUACGUAGUCUUCAAGUGCACUAGGUUCGAAGAAGUUCAAAGAGGUAUAUCCAGCAUGGCAGUCGACAAUACAGUUGAAGAGAUAUACCACGAAGAACAUACCUUGGACCAGUGGCGUAGCCAGAAAUUUGGUUUGGAGGGGGUUUUGACGAAAAUCUUACAUUUUUCAAAAAUGUUGGCGGAUUUUUUGACGACAUUUAAUCUGUAGGCCGCGAUCGACUGGGUACUACCGUGUUCUGCAGUAAUAGCGAAAUGGGAUGGUGUGAGCGGGCAUGGGCGCUAUAACCCUACCGUAGGCAGAACCAAAUACCUGUCGCAGGUGUCAGUUAUGUUGGGUGGCGGACUACGAGACAGGUUAGGUCAAGUUCAACGAGUGGCCCAAAAACACCACUUUACUAACGAUCAAGGAGAAAAGGAUGAGCUGAAAACUCGCAACUUCGAAACCGUAGCAUUGGAGGAGCUUUGCUAGACGGGGCAGAAGGUGUGGACAUGCGGGGAUCGAGCGACGGCACAAGAGGCAGGCGAUCAGCGAAAGGAUGUGUGUAGUGUGGAUCAAAGGCCUUUUCUUCGACUAGAGCAUUAUCAAUGUGCACUGACUUCAAGAAGCCGAGAAAGAUGCUUUUUAUGCGCAACUGGAGCAUGUCUAUGAUAGCUGCCUAUGGCGGAAUGUUAAGUUCGUCGUCGGUGACAUAAACAUGCUGAUUGGCCGGGGGCAUUGUGUAAACCGGUUAUCGCACAGGAUACACCUUAUAAAUAAUGUGCAGAAAUUUUCACGAAGCAGUAGGCGACAAGAGUAUUGCAAGAAUCAGCUUGGAGACGCGCAGUUGACGACAGAUUCCGGAUCUACCUAAGAUUCAUGAAAAAAUAGGACGGUUGAACCACUGGCAAUGAUCAACUGUCAUGUGAGCUACUCAAACACAGAGUAGAGGAAUUGGCUAGAGCACUCCACUGUGUGCUUUUGAAGAUCUGGAAGGAGGAUAUUUUACCGAAGUAUAGGAUGUAGGGAGUAGUAUGUCCCAUCUAUAGAAAUGGUGUUAAGCGGGAUUUUUGCAACUAAUUACCAAUUAAUCACAUUACUGAACUGCCCUUGUAUGCAAAGGUGACGUAAAUGCCAUCGAGUAUUUAUUUUUUCAGGAAAUCAAUUUUCAAAUCUUGCAUGGUGCGGGUAAAAGCAUGCUUUCGUUACUUUGCUUUUUGCAUUUCAACAGGUUAUUUUUAAUUUUUAUUUGAAGUCGUUUGCACUGAAAGAUGCGAAUUUUCGUAGUGAAAUUAAAAAUACGAAAAAGUUAAAUUUGCGUUGAAGUCACUUUUACGUCACAAAUACGCGUUGCAUUCAUAUCUUCAACCAAGCUAUUUGCAAUAACAUUCCUGAAAACUUUGCUGGAGACACUAAUGGCGAUUUCGCUUGAACCUGAAACUGAGUCAGGUUCUAACCCCAACCGCUGUCAGUUCAUACAUUUUGACAGCAGUUGGGGUUAGGAACUGACUCAGUUUCGCCUCAAACAAAAACCACAUAAGUUUCGAACUAAUUUUGAUUGGGAUUAGUAAUGCAUCCAACUGGAAAAAUUAAUCAACAAAACUAUGCUGAUAAAUACUAAACCUCCAAAAGCUGAUGGUUCCCAAAUUACGGAAUCUUGGCGCCAUUCAAUUCGAUACCCAAAUGUACACCAUAAAUAGCGAAAAACGUGAAAAAAUUUCAAUUUUUUUUAUUACCAAUCGUAGCUAGUGGUACUUUAUAUAAGUGAUAACCCAAAAAAAAUCAAAUGCACAUAAAAACCGAUUUCUGACCUGUUAGGAACAAGCGUAAAACGCCAUUUUUCAUCAGUUUCUGUGUAGGCGUUUUCAUUAAGCUAUUUUGCUUGAUAUUUACAUGAUUUAUCAACUAUAGGAUCCUUACUAAACUAUUAGUUACAAGAUCCCAUUCUCACAAUUUACAAAAAGUCCCCAUAACGUUUGAAACAUUAGGUUCUCAAUGUAAUGAACAGAUAAUAAACUUCCAAAAAUUAUUAUUUGAAUAUUUAAUAAACUAGUCAGCAUCAAACUUUUUUUUCUUAAAUUCAAAUAUUUUAGUUUGAAGGGUGUUUUAACCCCCAAACCCCCCCCCCCUUGGCUACGCCACUGCCUUGGACAAUCAACAAAAAGCACUGCCGUCGGGUUCGGGAGAAAUUGAGGCCGUAUAAGUCCAUCGUCGGGGACUAGGUGAGUGGCGUCAGACAAAGUACUGUUUCAGAUCGAUGGAGCGCCAUAGUACCGGAAGUCACGCUCCACCCGGAAUCGCCGGACUUACCACCUUAUCCUACCGGUUUGCCCGAGGAAGAAGGGGUAGCCAGUAUAUCAGCGGACAUUGUGCGGCAAGAACAAAUGCGCUGGAAUAGUAGCAGAACUGUCUCCAUUAAAAAUGCCGAAAAGUCAUUAAAAGUCCAUUAAAAAUGUCGAAAAGUAUUUCAAUUUUUUGUUUAAGUUAAAAAUUGCGGACUGACUUUUUCACGAAGUUUGAGGUGUCCGGGACGACCUGCUGCGCGAGAUUGUUUAUAAACCCGCAUUUUAAUUUAUUUUGACAAUCAAAAAACUUUUUGAUGUUCAGUAAAUAUAUGUUAAAAAAAUACACGAAAGAUAAUUUGUUUCUCUUGUUGUUUUCAUACUAAAAAAUCCCUAAAACCCACCUUUUUAUGAGUCACUGAUGAGGAGACCCUCAUAAAUGGGACAUCGUAUUCUUUAUUGAAACAUAUAACAAAAUAAACACUGUACAAAUAUCAAGUUCGUACUGGCAAAUUCAUGUUCGACAUAGUAGACCAACAUUGUUAUCUGUCACAAACAGCCAUUCAGCAUCACGGUUGUGGAAGUUUUUCUGCUUUUGGUCCAAUUGAGCACAAGUGGUAGAGGCAGUGAAAUUAUCCAAUGGAAGUCCUUGCCUCAAAUAGUUUUUAUCGAGACGUUAAUGUAUUUCGCACGGCAUAUUACCCUACAGAAUUGAUGCUGUAUUUCGAAAAACAUCACAUUUUCGAAAUAUUAUUUGAUUUGAUGAUUUUGUUGGAUCAGAAGCGCCCAGAAAAUAUUGCAGAAUUUAUUGCAGAUAAUCUGACGGAUAUAUCCAAUAAAUAUAAAAGCAUCGCGGUAUCAGUGAAACUUAAUCCUAAUUUCCAAUAUGAAAAAUUCGUCAAAGUUUGCAAUCGAGCACUGCGGGCACCGGUCAUCCAAAUUAAACGGCCAGGUAUUAGAAAAGGACUAAAAAAACUGCCCGAUGUGUUGGAACGAUUCGGAUUGAACAACAAAAAUAAAAUUUUCAUCGGGACAGGUGAUAUUGAUAGCGAAAGACCACUUCUGAAAGACUUCAACGUAAACCGAAACAUCGAUGUGAAUGGCAACGAGCUUGAAGCUGACGUAACUCCUAACCGCUGGCGAACGAUUUUGCCCAUUGUAAUAGAUUUAAAAAACACUAUCCAAUUGAUGAAAAGCAGUCCCAAUCACCCAAUCAUUAAAUACGUAGAACGAAUCGUUUUUCUCGGGAGACCCGGGUCAGGAAAACAUCGCUUAGCUCGAAUGGUGGCUAAUCGGUUGGAUCUUGUACUUGUAUCUGCCAAAGAAAUAGUGGAUCGAUCCAGACAAGUCCCUAAUUUGUUCAAGAAAACCUUGGAAAUCGGACUUGAAGAUAACAUGCAUACUUCCGAGCUGAUAACUACGAUCCUGGAAAAGAGACUACUAGAACCAGAUUGUCAACGGUUCGGUUGGGUCCUCGUAGAUUUUCCCAACACAGCUGAAGAUGUUGAAAACCUAUUCCAUUUACUGCUAGUUCCGCGAAAGGCAAUUUUUUUGCACACUAACGAACGACUUUGUUGGAAGCGGAAAAUGAGUCAAAAAAGUACUGGGCAAUCGCCGUAUACGAGCCACAACAAAAACCUUAGAGAGUCAGUUCUGAGAGCAGAGUUCAACUACUUUGACAUUCAUCAGCCAGGGUUGAUCUCGGCACUGGAAAAACAAAAAUGUAUCUUACUGGAUGUCGAUGGGAACAACAAAAUAGAGAAGUUAUACAAAGAUAUUAUAAAAAAAUUAAAUGUGUUUGUGUCUGAUAGUCAACUGAAAUAA
Messenger RNA from Topomyia yanbarensis, 5239 nucleotides. Its product is annotated as adenylate kinase. The record is from RefSeq and is a predicted model, not a curated record. Bases 4055 to 5239 code for a protein of 394 amino acids. Gene Ontology annotation, molecular function: AMP kinase activity; ATP binding; nucleoside diphosphate kinase activity. Gene Ontology annotation, cellular component: cytoplasm. Gene Ontology annotation, biological process: nucleoside triphosphate biosynthetic process. The transcript has 7 exons. NCBI's taxonomy places the organism in Eukaryota, Metazoa, Arthropoda, Insecta, Diptera, Culicidae.